AUGGUGGACAACCAGUGCUAUGUAAAAGUCUGUACCCUGAAUGAUGACUAACAAUGGGUCUUUCUAGGCACAGGGCUCAUCUCAUUCACUUAUGAGGAGUGGGCCCAGGGCGUGCUUCUGCUAGUUAGAUCCGAGUCCAACGGCUCACUGAUCUUGGAGUCAAAGAUAAAUCCAGACACGUCCUAUCACAAAGAAGGAAAGUUAAUUAUUUGGUUUGAGGGUGAGAACCAUGGUACAGUGAUACAUUUCCAGGACACGGCAAGUUGUCAUGAGGUCUGGAAAGACGUUUGCCAGGUUCAAGGUAAAGUCCCGUGUGCCGAAAUCAUACAUGAUGUCAUGGAUGAAUCAGAAUAGGAAGAGUGUGAUGAGCCAAAAACCGCUGAACUGCUCGACCUGCCAAACUGCGAACUCGGUAAACUUGGACAGAUUGCUGACUUAGUUACCUUGGGUCUCACCUCACCUAUGGGUAAAGAAAGCCUGGCUCUGGCCUUGGAAAGGGAGGACUAUAUUAAAAAACUACUGCAGUUGUUCCACACUUGUGAGAACCUAGAGGAUACUGAAGGCUUACACCAUUUGCAUGGAAUUAUUAAAGGAAUCUUAUUCCUCAACAAGACAUCUCUGUAUGAGAUCCUGUUUUCUGAAGAGUGUAUCAUGGAUGUGGUGGGAUGCCUUGAAUAUGACCCUGCUUUGGCUCAGCCAAAAAGGCAUAGGGAAUUCUUAACCCAAAAUGCAAAGUUCAGGGAAGUUAUACCAAUAACAGACUGUGAACUUCGACAAAAAAUACAUCAGACGUACAGGAUACAGUACAUUCACGACAUCUUUUUGCCUACACCAUCCAAGUUUCAAGAGGAUGUUCUUUCUAGUCUUACACGUUUUAUUUUUUUUAACAAGGUUAAGAUAGUCAACAUAGUUCAGGAAGAUGACGAGUAUUUGGCUGAAGUUUUUGCCCAGAUAAGGGAUAAGGCCACAGAUGAUGAUAAACGGCGUGACCUGGUAUUUUUUUUAAAGGAAUUCUGUGCAUUUUCUCAGCUAUUACAUCAUGAAAACAGGUGUGCACUAUUCACAACACUGACAGAAUUGGGAAUUCUUCCUGCUCUUAAAAUUGUAAUGGGCAUGGAUGAUUUGCAAAUAAGGUCAGUUGCUACUGAUAUACUUGCUGAUCUAGUGACGUAUACUCCAUCCAUGUUCCAAAGAUUUAUAAUGGAAGAAGCCCAGCAAAGUGAAGAUGGCAAACUUUUCAUUAAUUUAAUAAUUGAACAAAUGAUCUGUGAUACUGACCCUGAGCUAGGAGGUGCUGUUCAGUCAAUGGGGCUUCUUUGUGCUCUACUUGAUCCAGACCACAUGCUGGCAACACAUAGAAAAUGUAAAAGAAGUGAAUUUCUAGAUUUCUUCUAUAAACGUUGUAUACAUAACUUCAUAGCACCACUUUUGUCAACUACUUCAGAAGAUAUAUGUGAAGAGGAUAAUAUAGUUGGAUCUGACAAAAACAACGUCUUGUGUGCUCUUCGCUUUAUGAGAAGGAUGAUUGACCUUAAAGAUGAACUUUAUAAUUUUUACAUCAUCGAGGGAAACCUUUUUAAGCCAGUUGUAAAUGCCCUUCUGGAUAAUGGAACUCGGUACAAUAUGUUGAAUUCAGCUAUUAUUGAGCUGUUUGAAUACAUAAGAGUGGAAAAUAUCAAGUCUCUUGUUGCACAUAUAGUUGAAGAGUUUUAUGAAACACUUGAGUCAAUUGAAUACGUUCAGACAUUCAAAGGAUUGAAGAUUGAAUAUGAACAAGAGAAAUACCGGCAGAAUCAAGUAUGGAAGAAUUUGUAUUCUGUAGUGCAUAGUAAGGUAUUUUGCAGAGGUGCCAGUGUCUUGGAGGAAAAGGAAGAAAUGAGUUCUAAAGAAAAUAUAGAGGAAGGAAAAGCAGGUAUGCCAUCAUCAGAAAGUGAUUUUCAAGAUCAUUAUGAUAAAUUUGUGGAGACUAAAAAAGCAAAAGAAAAUGAAGACAAGGUAGAUCUUCCCCAAAAAACAUCUUUUGGUGGCUUCAGAUUUACUUCAUUCCAUUCUGCGAGUGAUGCUGGUGGAGCAGGUAACCCAAACGGUAGCAGCAUGGUGGGCUUAGUGGAUUAUUCAGCUGACAAAGAAGAAGAUAAAGAAGGUGAAACACCCCCCAGGAAAAAACUAUAUCUUAGCUCAUAA
Balaenoptera acutorostrata (minke whale) is the source of this 2184-nucleotide messenger RNA. RefSeq names its product serine/threonine-protein phosphatase 4 regulatory subunit 3B-like. Gene Ontology annotation, molecular function: protein phosphatase activator activity. The record is from RefSeq and is a predicted model, not a curated record. Gene Ontology annotation, biological process: DNA damage response; protein dephosphorylation. Lineage: Eukaryota; Metazoa; Chordata; Mammalia; Artiodactyla; Balaenopteridae. Gene Ontology annotation, cellular component: nucleoplasm; protein phosphatase 4 complex.